This is a messenger RNA of Symbiodinium necroappetens, 2469 nucleotides long. Lineage: Eukaryota; Dinophyceae; Suessiales; Symbiodiniaceae. The record is from the annotation of a GenBank genome assembly.
AUGGAGGUCGCCCCAAACACAGCCUCCAUGUUUGAGGCAGCACCGUGGAGACAUGACAAUGACAAUGCCCUCCACUAUGACCAUGGUGAUUUCGCAGAGCUUGAGGCGCACUUGAACUCUCAACCCACUUGGGUGGGUGAUGCUGUUCGAAAUCUUCUGCACGAGGAGAUGGCUCACUCCCUCUCCAACAUCCAUGGGCAAGUUGCCGAGUACCACGACACGAUUGCGAAGUUGUUGGAGAUCAACCGUUCGGAGGAUGCAGCCUGUCUGCGGCACUUGCUGAAAGAUAUCCCCAUCUGCAGCAUGAAGGCCUUAGACAACAAUGCUUCUGCCGUCAAGAAAGAAGUAGCUCUGCUGCGGGACUUCGCUCGAAAGCCUGACCUUAAAAGCUUGGAGGGCCUUGCCCGGCGCAUCGCCAUCAGGGCUGGCACUUUCAAGAAGAAGUUCGCCGAGCUGCGCCCGAAGCUUGAAAGGCUUACUGCAGAGGUAGAGAAGAUUCAGCGGAAAUGUGAGGCGAACGCCGAGCAAUCGCAGGAGCUCCUGCAGCAAACGGAGCGAAGGCGCGAUUGGUGGUUCCGGCUUUUCGAUCUGAUUGGGAAGACCAUGGCCUUGGGAAGUGGAGCUGUCUUGGCGGGCUCUGUGGGCUCACUGUGCUACUAUGGCUAUCUCUACCAAAGCAAAGCGGCAGCAAUGGGAGCCGCCAAGACGGCCUAUGCAGCUGCCAAAAAGCUCUUGACCGAGAAAGCAACGACGGCACAGGCGGCAGCGACAGAAGCGAGCGCGGCGAAGGCCACUGCUGCGGCAAAAGCUGCAGACGUGACAGCUGCAAACCAUGCACUUCAGGGUGCCACUGGCACGGAAGUCGCAACAACUGGCGCCAGCACCCAUGCUGGGCCCAAAGCUGUUCUUGCAAGCCUUGGGGUGGGAGCAGCAAUAGACAUCUUCCUCUUGCAUGGAGUGUAUGCGGCACACGUUGCAUCGGAAGCGGCCUACGCGGCUGCUUCUGCAGCAUCUAGUUCCUAUGCGGCAGCGCAAGCGGCCAUGGCUACAGCCUCCUCAUCGGUCGCAGUGGCCACGGCAAACAUCGAGCCACUCCAGGCGGCAAUGGGCGCCCUGUCAAUGUCGAUGUGGGCAGUGGCACCUCUUGCAGUUGCGUCGGGUGUAGUCUUGGCUCUCUGCAUGCUCGGCUAUGCUGGCAGGAACGUGUUGAAGCGGAUGCUUGGGAAGAUUUGGGCGGAUGAGAUCAGGGCUCACGAGGCUAGCCAUACAACCUUCAAGCACAUGGCAGGGGUGCUGAAAGAUGCAGUGGAGAAGUUGAGGGCUUCCAGUCGCUCCAAUGAGAAGCUCGAGGAAGCCUUUGCUGUUGUUAUGGAGGCUGCCGAGGAGCUUGCAACCCAGGCAGAGUGUGGCCAGUCCUUGCUCCUGGAUGACGACUUCGAAGCCUUAGAUCUUCAAGUGGAAACGGUCGCCAGCUCGUGCGAGAAGGCCGCCGCCGCCUUUACCGAGAUGCAGAGCCGCCUGGAAGUCGUCUCCAAGGUUCGGAUCCUCGCCUAUGACCCAUCGGAUGAGCAGCCAGCCCCAGUAGGUGCUUGGCAGGAGGCACGCGCGACUGAGGAGCCCGAGAUCAUCCCGGAGGAGGCUGAGCAGCUGCCUGAGGAGGUUGCGCCCGAGGCCGAAGACGAGUUCUUCAGGGAUGGCUGGAUCCUCGUGGAGUCCAGUCCUCUACGACAGGCUUCGGCAGGGGCAGCAGCACCCAAUGUGUGCGUUGCAGAGGAUUGCGUUCCCGGCGGUACAUACAUGCUGGUCCCCAUUGAGUGGGCUGCAAGAUUGUCGAAGAGGUCUACGUGCUUCGCAGCUGGUCCAGAUGGCAAUCGCAUGUGUGAGGUCCUCCUGCAGAAGCAAGCCAACCGGCAAGUCGCAGCCUUUGCCUUGCAAGAGGGUGGCCGCAUCCGAGUUACAGGUGACCAUCCCUUUCGUGUAUGCCGCUCUGGAUCGUGGAUUCACGAGCAGGCCCGCGGCCUUCAAGUGGGCGAUGUGGUCGUGACAUCAGCAGGUGAAGAAGAAGUAGUGCAGCGCUACCCCGCCAGCUUCAGCGAUGAGGACGUCUUCGCUCUGAACAUCUUCCAACAUCCAAGUUAUGGCCGUGCAAGCGAGAUCUUCAUCUUCACACCCAGCCAGGGCAAGAAUGGACAGUUCUCCUUCUCUGGCGUGGCAGUCUUGGGUACAAGUGGCCCUGUGGGAGACUUUGACAUACAAGCUCCUCGCUCCUCUUCCGCGCCGCCGCGUUUGCGUGAUUUGCCUUCUGCUGGGUCUGUCCAUCAUCCACGGGAGGGCCGUUGCCUCAACGUGUGCAAGCAAUUCCUCCGAAGCGGGCAGUGCAGCCGUGGCCGAGAGUGUCAUUUCUGCCACUUGCCUCAUCCCGAGGAGUCCAAACGUAGCUACCGUGGCCCCAGGGCCGAGCGGGGAUAA